Molecule: messenger RNA, 668 nt
Organism: Ruditapes philippinarum (Manila clam)
Lineage: Eukaryota; Metazoa; Mollusca; Bivalvia; Venerida; Veneridae
Exons: 1
Coding region: 51-482 (143 amino acids)
Source: RefSeq, a predicted model, not a curated record
AGUAUCAAGGGAAAUCACCGAUCUAUGUGUACUCCUCCAAAGUGGACAACAUGAUUUCGGCUCAUUUGAAGAGUUACGGCACUUGGGAAGAGGAUCUUCUAAACCAAACUGGAGAUUUUCUAAAACAGUACCCGGAUAUGACAUUUUUAGACCUAGGAUGCAAUGUUGGCGUGUAUACAAUAUUUGCAGGUAAACUUGGAAUUAAAGUGGUAUCAGUUGACCCUGUAGGCAACAAUUUAAUCCUGCUUUCCAAAUCAGUUCAUGCUGGUAGAUUUGCAGAAAAUGUGACACUCGUGUUGAAUGCCGUGUCUGACGAAUAUAAAACAGUUAUCGUUGAUAUUCCAAAAGAAAACAUUGGUGGCGCACAUAUCGUUAAUGAUAUAAAACCAGAGGUCAGCGUGCAUAAAGCGGAAACCAUUUUGUUAGACGACCUCGUACCGUAUAUAGGAACAAAUAACGUUUUUAUCAAAAAUGGAUGUUGAAGGACAUGAGUGGAAAUGUUUUAAAUGGAGGCCAUAAUUUGUUUCAAACAAAAAAACGUGAAAAGCAAUUUUUAAUGGAAUGGGUACACCACAGACAUACCAAAAAUGGACAAUUGAUUAUUGAUUAUUUGAUGAAAAAUGGUUUUCUCCCAUACACGGAUAUUGCAAAAACUAAUAUUUUAGACC